Messenger RNA from Dicentrarchus labrax (European seabass), 7105 nucleotides. It is a transcript of the gene strn, whose product is annotated as striatin, calmodulin binding protein. The transcript has 18 exons. Gene Ontology annotation, molecular function: armadillo repeat domain binding; protein-containing complex binding; protein phosphatase 2A binding. Lineage: Eukaryota; Metazoa; Chordata; Actinopteri; Moronidae. The record is from RefSeq and is a predicted model, not a curated record. The coding region runs from base 177 to 2537 and encodes 786 amino acids. Gene Ontology annotation, cellular component: dendrite.
CCGGUGCUGCCGUUAGCUCGACGGUUGUCUCAUCCUCUGACAGCUGCCUCAGACAGGAGUUGGACCCAGCGGAGAGAGAGGACCGUCGAUGGACUACAUUUCCCUCCGGAGGAUAUUCCACCGAAGCGGUUGAGAGUACCGGACCGACCCAGCAGCCACCCCGCCCCGGUCCGGCCAUGGACGAGCAGGCGGGCCCCGGUGUCUUCUUCAAUAACAACAGCUCCGGUUUGCCCGGUGGUGGGAACAUUAAAGCUCCGCAGACUGGCGACUUCGGCGGCGGAGAGGCGGCCAGGGCUCACUACAACAUCCCGGGGAUUUUACACUUUCUCCAGCAUGAGUGGGCCCGGUUCGAGGUGGAGCGGGCUCAGUGGGAGGUGGAGCGGGCCGAGCUGCAGGCUCAGAUCGCCUUCCUGCAGGGGGAGAGGCGAGGUCAGGAGAACCUGAAGAAAGACCUGGUGAGACGGAUCAAGAUGCUGGAGUACGCCCUCAAACAGGAGAGGGCAAAAUACCAUAAGCUGAAAUAUGGAACAGAACUGAACCAGGGAGAGAUCAAACCUCCGAGUUAUGAUUCAGAUGAGGGGAAUGACAGUGAGGCUCCCAGUCAUCCCAACAGCAGCCAUCAGCUCAGCUGGAAACAAGGACGGCAGCUGCUCAGACAGUACCUGCAGGAGGUCGGAUACACUGACACCAUCCUGGAUGUGAAGUCUCAGAGAGUGAGAGCGCUGCUCGGUCUGACCGGAGACUCAGGAGACAAACCCUCAGAGAAGAAACCCGAACCCAUGGUGAACGGCACCGAACCGUCCUCCCUGAAGGACAGCGGCAUGGUCAGCAAACCCGACAUGUCUGACUCGGCCACCGUGUUGGAGGCCUUCAAGUUCAUCGAGAGCGCUGCAGCAGAAUUCAGCGACGAGGACGAGGAGGAGGACAGCGAAGGGCGGGACAAGACCAUCUUAGACCUCGCUGCAAUGGUGAGGAAGAAACAGUCGUCCACCCCUUCUUCCACAACCUCCGACCUCAGCGACGACCCCGACACGGAGGAGGCGCUGAAGGGUUUUGAUUUCUUGGCGAGUCCAGAUGAGCUGGAUGGAUCCCCCGAGUCCAGGAGUGGGGAGGACAGCGGAGAGUGGGAGAAGGAAGAGCAGUCUCCUCUGGGGGAACUGGCCUGGGACGUGGACCAGGGACUGAUAGCCCAGCUCAAGGAGCAGUACAGGAAGGAGCGCAAGGGCAAGAAGGGGGUGAAGAGACCAAACCGGUCUAAGCUCCAGGACAUGCUUGCUAACCUACGUGAUGCUGAGGAGCUUCCCUCCAUGCAGCCUCCCGUGACGCCCCCCUCCCGCCCCAGUGUACCCAGACUCAAUGAACAUGAAGUGGGGCGCCCUGAAGACGAGGCGAUGACGUUCCUGCCGUCUUCUGGGAAGUCUUUCAUCCUGGGCAGAGUGGACGAGGCAGUUUCUAACGAGCUCGGACUGGGAGAACUGGCCGGACUGACAGUUGCCAAUGAGGCCGACAGCCUGGCGUACGACAUCACUAAUAACAAAGACGCUCUGAGGAAGACCUGGAACCCAAAGUUCACCCUACGGAGCCACUUCGACUCGGUCCGGAGUCUGGCCUUCCACCCGGUGGAGCCCGUCCUGGUCACCGCCUCCGAGGAUCACACCCUCAAACUGUGGAACCUCCAGAAGACGGCGCCCGCCAAGAAAUGUGCUGCUUUAGACGUCGAGCCGAUCUACACAUUCAGAGCUCACAGCGGAGCUGUGCUAUGCGUCACCAUGAGCUCCAGUGGGGAGCAGUGCUUCAGUGGGGGGGUGGACGGUACUAUUCAGAGCUGGAACACCCCCAACCCCAACAUCGACCCCUACGACUCAUAUGAGCCCACUGUCCUGCGGGGGGCGCUGUGUGGUCACACAGACUCAGUGUGGGGACUGGUCUACAGCUCGGCCCACCGUCGCCUCCUCUCCUGCUCAGCUGAUGGAACGGUCCGGCUGUGGAACGCCGCCGACACCUCACCAUCUCUCGCUGUUUUCAACGAGAGAGGAGACCUCGGUGUGCCGACCUCUGUGGACCUGGUCAGCAGCGAGCCGGCUCACAUGGUCACAUCCUUCAACACUGGCCACAUCGGACUCUUCAACAUGGAGACGCAGCAGCUCGUCCUGAAGCUGGAGUCGGCCGGACCGCCAGAGGCUCCCUGCAAGAUCAACAAAGUGCUGAGUCAUCCCACGCUGCCAAUCACCAUCACAGCUCAGGAGGACCGACACAUCCAGUUCUUUGAUAAUAACACAGGUAAGCUGAUCCACUCGAUGGUCGCCCACUUGGACUCCGUCACGAGUCUCGCUGUGGAUCCAAACGGACUGUACCUCAUGUCUGGAAGUCACGACUGCUCCAUCCGUCUGUGGAACAUGGAGAGCAAGACGUGCAUCCAGGAGUUCACCGCUCACCGCAAGAAGUCCGAGGAGUCGAUCCACGACGUGGCGUUCCACCCCACCAAGUGCUACAUCGGCAGCGCCGGGGCCGACGCGCUCGCCAAGGUCUUCGUAUGACCUGAAGCGGUCUGCGGCCGAGUGUCGGGCUCAGAGUGGAGAGGAGGCGCUGAGAGGGAGGAGGGCGGAGCUGAGUUCGGGUGAGGAAGCGGGAAACUGAAGGCGACGGACGCGAACUGCUCCUUUUAAGAUUUGUCAAAUAUUCGUCCCCACCCACCCUCCUUCGGACUUAGGCUGGCCCGGGUCCCGAAACAAACCAACCUCUGGAUGAGACGAUGAAUGAAACAGGAAGUGGCAAAAAAUAAACACACAGGAACUCUCGGUACAUUUAACUAAAGCUGGAAUCUUCUUUCUCUAACUCGUCACUAAAAGCCCGACGCUUUAAGAUAUUGUUCAUGAUGAUGUGCCUUUUUUCUUCACUACAUAAAUUCUUUUGAUCAGACGGCGUGGGAGCGGUAAAACCCGCCGAAUAACAACCCGGUUGGUAAAAACAGAUUCAGUCAGUAAGACACUGAAUCCUCCGACCCGGCUUCAUUUGGUUGUGAGUUUAUUAUUUCCUGUUCUAAACAACAACAACACUAAGUUACGACUCAGCCUGAAGAAUCAGUCUGAAUGUGGAGAGCGGCCGGUCACUAGGACAGAGCGUCAUCCUGUUAACGCCCACGCAGGAAGUAAGAGGUCAAAGGUCGUGGCCCUGAGCGGGUCUGGAGUCAGUGCCUUUGUGCUGAGUCAGCAGGUCGAAUCACAAACAUCCGAAAAGUUUCAUUUCAAAAUGAGAAACACAUUUCUCUGAUUAACAUAGAGCGCCGCGGGGGGGGUGUUUUUCUCCAACACAAGCUAACUAAUGCUAAUCUACAGUCAUCUUUAUUGGGGGGCAGCUGGAGAGUGAAAGUGGGGGGGGCUCUACCUGGCUAGCUAUUUAUCUUUAGAUAGCUAAUUAUAGCUAAUGUUAGCUCAUGGCAGCCUAGAUAAAGGAAAGCAUUUUGGUUUAUUUUCAUAUUCAGAAAUCUAUAAAACAUAUAUGUAAAUAAUAAACUAGCGGCCCGAUUAUAUUAUAUUUUUGACAUUGUGUCUUAGGGCCGGAGGGAGAGGAACGGGGAGCCGGAGGGAGGGGAACGGGGGGCCGGAGGGAGGGGAACAGGGGCCCAGAAAUGGCCCCUGUGCCGGCAGUUUGAGACCCCUGUUCUUUAGCUCAUUAUCUGUUUUCACCCCGCUCUGAGAGAGGAUGAACGCUACCUUCUUGUGUAUAAUUUUGAAAUGAAACCCUUCACCAGUGCGACCUGUUGUUAUGAUACCUGUAAUAUACUCCACCCAGCCUCCACCUGUAAACACACCUGCUGUCAUGUGACUCUGUGACAGUUCGGACGGAGAGCGUCUCUAAAAGUAAAAUCUCUCCUGAAUCUGAAAUAUUUCAGCUCUGAGUUUCUGGUUGUUUGUCUUUCCUCACACACUGUAAGAUGGACUGACUCAGCAGUUUGUGACGACCUGCUGCUUUUUAUUGUGUAUUUAUGGUUGAAAGAUCCGGACGAACUGCAGCGAGAGGAAACCUGCAGCGACGCUCAUCUAUUUGUUUUACUUUGAUUAUUUAUUACGACUUUUAAAAAGAAACGCCAAAUUAAAGCCAAAAGAUUCAACCGAGACGACGAGAUGCUUCCUACUAAACCCGACAGCUGUGGUUGCUAAUGCUAAUUAGCUCAUUUUGUUGUAAAAUAACACUUCACAGGCGUUCUAUGCAGGAUGUGUCCGUUAGCAGCUUUGGUCGAGCUACAUAGAAAAUGAAUGAGGAGAGAAAUUAAACGUUAUUUUCUGAUUGUUUCACGGCGGUUGUUUACGAUCUAAAGCACAAAUAAACACGGUCACACCUCCGCACAACCCUGCAGGAAGGUGACAUAUUUCCAGACUUUACUGUCUGUAUAUCUGUACUUUCUGCUCCUUACAUUUUAAAUACUGGUGCCAGCACGUCAGGUGGGGACCACACUGUCAACAUUUCGGGCAGAUUGGAGAAUUUACGCUGAAGUUGUCGAAGGUUCACUUUUUCAUGGAGAAAUGCAGAUUUUCGACGCCACGUGACGGACACGGUGUCAGACAAAUCAUCGUGAUUUUGAUAUCUUUUCAUCGUGAACUUCUUUCGUGUGAAUUCACCGAAUUGGAAGUCGAUCCAAUUAAUUCUCAACGAGGAGUUCGUUAAAAUAGAAGCUCUGGAAAUGCCGCCAAAAACAGACAUUAAGUUAAAAAUGGCCGACUUCUUGUUGGGUUCAACUCCGAGAGGCUGUCGGACCAUUUCUACACGCCCGUGUGCGAGACCUAAACACUACAUAUGUACGUCUUUGCCGCCACUGACGUGCGUUUUGAAACGCAGCCACCAAAAAUACAAUUCAACAUUAAAGUGUGAGUGAAAGCUGCUCCACCUCACUUCCUGCAUAGUACGCCUUUAGUUCCCAAACUGCACACAAGCUCCCCUCCUGAUUUGUAAACGCUUUAUACGCUGACUGCCUGAAAAUACUGUAUUUUGUGUAAUUAUUAUUAUUAUUAUUUGGAGCGAUUAACUAGUUUUUUAAACGACUCUUUGUGUUUGGUGACAGACUUGUAAGAUACAGUAGAUAUUUUUUUUAAAGACGUAUUUUCUGUUUUACUUGAAAAGUGAAGUUUGUUUUUCCUUUUGGGGUUUCUGCUGGUGUUGUAAGGAGUACAUGACUUUACCUCUCAGCACUACGUAACACUUUGUUUUUGCUUUUUACCAAAUUGUCAUCUCAAACAUGCAGCUUUGUUCCUGGGAUGGUUGGAAACUUUGGAUUUGCUUUUUUUCUUCUAACGUAAACUGAAACUGUGUAUAAAAAAAAAGGGGGUGAACAGAGAUGUGUACAGUUUUUAAGUAUUAAAGCAGAUCUAUUUAUAAACUGGGUGUAAUUAAGGGAAAUUGUAACUGCGCAGUGAAAGUCAGCGAAUCAUUUACCGGCUUGUUGGUGAGCCGGAAAGCUCGAACAUUAUUUGUGUGACCAGUAAACACACAGCAAGUUAGUGGCUGCAGUUUGAAUUCAGCUUUCCCGUUAAAUCAUGUAGAAAAUGAAUGGAGUCUGGUUGCUUUGGUGCUUGAGCUCAGUAACAUUCAGCUGUAAACUGGACCAGGAGUUUAAUCUUAGGAACUCAUCACACGCCAAAAACAGGAAAACCAUCUACAGUCGCGACUCCAUUAAAGGGUCGCGUUGUGAGUAGACACGAGUCGCUUUAAAGGCUCACGCAAACCAAAACAAAGGUUGGACACGUUAGUGCUGCUUUAAGUGACAGAAACAGGUUUGUGGAGGUUUUGAAUGCAGUCCGGUUGCUUGUUGUGGUCGUUGCAGCCUCAAUGAAAGUCCAGAAAAUAAAAUAAAGCUGAUUUUUUUGCUUAUAUUUUGGUUUAUUUUCACACAAAGAAUCCGACAAGAACUCAACCAGGAUUCAUUAAAGGACCCGUGUGUACGAUUACAACCCUUACUAAGCCCCGCCUCCAAUAACAGUUCAGCUAGCUAUGUGCUAGGCUAAUCUAUGUUGAAAAGACAACCAUAUGUUGAAGAUGUUUAAAAGAUGAACGCGAUAUAUAGUCACAUCUUAAGUUAGCUAAAACACUGGCUAACCAGCUAGCUCUUCAUCAAUCGUUAGCUAGCUAGUUAUAUUUGAUAGCGUCAACAAAAUGCAAGCUAAUUAGCCAACCAACAAUUGAUGUAGAUUAGUUAUUGAUUAUCUUUUAACCUAAAUGUGUUAACAUAGAUUAGCCUAGCAUAGCCUAUCUCAGUACAGGAAAGGAGGAAGUUGACAGAGAGGGAAUUAGGAAAGGUAAUUUUAAUACAGCUGUGAAGGAGAAACUACGGUGGCCCCAAAAAACCUGAAAGGUCCUUAUCUAGAGUCAGUGUUUGGUUUGUCCUUUAUGGGCUACCGUAGAAGAGGACCCGCUCCCUCUAAGGUAACAAAAACACAACGAUAUUUAUUUUCAGGUGAUUAGACAUUAAUUAAUACCGGUUUCCUCCUCGGUGUCACAUCGGACCUUUAAAUGAAUUUUGAAUGGAGUCUGGUUGAUCCCAGAAACGAGAAAUGAAAGUCAAGAAAAUAAAAUAAAACUGCUUUUUUCCCUCCAUAUUAUUUUUAAACAAUGUGAAAAGAACCGUUAAUCAUCAAUAAAGCUGAUUAACACCAGAUCAGUUUAUUUCAGAGCAAUAGAAUCAGUGUGUCUGCCAAUAACUGAAUCUCAUUUUACACUUUGAUUAUAAGCAGAUUAUAGACUAAUGUUUGGAGGUCACGUAUCCGCAGUAACACUAGCCAGUAGUGAUGUAGGCAGCUGAACUGUGUCAGUCAAACUAUAUUUUCAGAUUAUUAUAUUUUGUCGUCUUCAGUGGCCAAAAGCAGAGUUUGAACCUUCAGACUGAGACCUGAACCCAAACUGUCGUCGGGUCCGGUCUGCCUGUAAAUUAUUGUUGUUGUUUAAUGUGUACAGUGAAACUAUUAAAGAGAGAUUAUAGAUGCUAAUCUGGCUGUACAGGAAGUAAACACAGGUGUUGUUUUAUUUCUUUAUUGUUGUUCCUUUUUUUCUUUUUUCAAAAUGGGAGAGUGACAGAUUUAUCAGUAACAACAAUAAAGGAAUAUGUUGUAUAUCA